GCUGUUCAACCACAAUCAGAAACUCAAUUAUUUGCCAUUCUAAUAGUAACUGCAAAAUUUUUAUUUCACACAAAAACUUAGCUGGAAGACAAUUAAUUCAAUAAACAGUUUCCAAAUAUUUUUUACUCUGAUGCGGCACAAUACCAUGGGCUCAGUUUCUUCAUCUUUGAGUCAUUUCUUACAUAAAGAUAGGGAGACCAGAUAGAGCUUCAUGUAACCGGCUGUUCUUGUUGCUCUAAGAGCCGAACUCUGAGAAAAAGAGAGAAAUUUAGAACCGUUAUUUUUUUUUUUUUGUUAUUUUCUUGUUCUUUUGAGGGGAAGAGAGUUAAAAGACAGCAGAGAGAAGUGGCUUUGUUUUCUUGCAAAGAUGUACAAGCAAGCUUUAAUGGGAGAUGCAUGGAUGAGAGAAGCUCAAGAAGCAUCAAAGUUGAUGGAAGACAUAGAAACUAGAGUAAACAACAUGAACCCAACACUAAAACACCAAGAAAACAGGCUUUUAGACAGUGCUGCUCGUUCCAAGCUUUUGGAAGCUGGGAUCAAACUCGAUCGUCUUGAAUCACUUCUUAGAAAUCCUCCUUCCAAACCCGUAUUAACUAAAGAAGAUCUGGAUUAUCGAUGGAAAAUGCUGUCAGAUAUGCAGAUGAGAACAAAAACAUUAGCUCUUAGCCUGUAUGCAGUACCAACUUCAAGCAGGCCAGGAUACUUGACUCCUGGAAACACCAAAGCAACAAACACAACUGUCAAUGACCAUAAGCAAGAUGAAACAAAAACAUUAUCAUCCACCGAGGACCCGGAGGAGCUUGUCAAACCUCUUAUUUCUAAUGAUGGAACAACGCAAAGCCAAGUACAGAUGAAACAAUGUGGUUCUUCUACUUCACUGAGUUUGCUUUGGAAGGUUUUCUGGAUCUUCGGACAGAGGAAGCAUCAAAUGAUGCAAUUUUUAUCAUCUGGUGCAAUUUUGAAUAUAAUGUUGUUGUUCAAUCCUAAUUCCCAAGCUUCCUAGGGAGCAAGCAAGGAAAAAAUUGCUGACAAUUUACGGAGAGAAUAUUGGAAGCAAUUUUGUGAAGAACAAGUCGAUACUGUAAUUUAAAUAUAAGAAGCUCUUGUAUAUGUUGAUUGAUAUUUUUUCUCUCUCCCCACUUCAAAAAUGACAAUUCCAAUUUCACCUUGAAAUGCAAUUCAGCUACAUGAAAACUAAUGUUAUCCAGAAGAAGUUUCCAAACUGCUCUUAUAUAGCAUAAAUAAAAACAUGCCAGAUGCCUGGACAGUUGAAGAAGGUUCUGUCAAGUUGUCAGGUGGCCUAUAACCUCAAUCAAACCCCUCUUUGAACCUAAACCUCCAAAUUCCAAUGGCAAAAAAAGAUGUUGUCACAGUCAAAUACAAACCAAGUUUUGACCUGAUUAUUACUGGGAAACUGUUACUCUUCUGGUAACUUGCAUACUCAAAAAGCAGAUUGAAAACAUUUGACUUGCUGGAUUGUCCAACCUGGGAUUGAUUCUUGCUCCAAAAUAUGACUGAAUGUAUUUGAGUCACUGGCUCAUCGGACUUGACAACAUUUAUGAGUCGCUUGUUCAACUGACCCUCAGAGACAUGACCCUGAACUAGCAUUCAUGGCUGCCCUCCAUACUCAGAGAUGGAUCACUAGAGAAAAAGGAUGGCAACUUCAAUGUUACCGACAAGAGCGUACACUUAGGUUAGGAUAAACUAUGACUUCAGGUAGAAGGUAGGGAAUCUGAGAGAGAAAGAUUGAAGAUCACAAUGAGAGUCUUGUAAUUUGUCUGAGAAGGGUUCCUCAUGCUACAAGGUGAAGAUGGAUGAAAAGACAGAGCACCAAACAAUAAAUUUUAGCUUUCCUUUUUGUAUCUUUAGCCUGCAAAAAAGAUGGAAUAUGGUGCUAGAUAUUGUAAUCUAUAAUUCACCAUUGUUUAAAUAAAGCAACAUUCUCUCUCUCUCUGGAUUUUCCCACCUCUAUAUGCUUCAUUUCUUUCACCUACCAUGAAGAAGUACUCCAUUUUCCCAAAUGGGGUGGCUGCAAUCCCUCCUCUUGCCAUUGAAGAAGCUGUGGUUUGGGAUUCGCUCAGCUCCAAGAAGAAGCUGUAGUAUUAUUUUAGUUUAUUUUUCCAUUUUUCUGCCAUGUUUUGCAGCAUGACAUAUCAUACAUACACACACGCGCGUGCACAUACAUUCACACGCAAUAUUU
Molecule: messenger RNA, 2200 nt
Organism: Durio zibethinus
Lineage: Eukaryota; Viridiplantae; Streptophyta; Magnoliopsida; Malvales; Malvaceae
Source: RefSeq, a predicted model, not a curated record